This is a messenger RNA of Dicrocoelium dendriticum, 252 nucleotides long. Lineage: Eukaryota; Metazoa; Platyhelminthes; Trematoda; Plagiorchiida; Dicrocoeliidae. The record is from the annotation of a GenBank genome assembly.
AUGAUAGAUGAACUGGCUGAUGUGCCAAUUGAAGGUUCUGCUUUCAUCCGCCACUUUUCCGAACCGUUCGAACGCGUUGCUUCCACAGAACUCAUUUAUUCGACCGCAUUUGUGGAUCCUUACUUGGGAUGGUAUAAAUCCACUUCUAGGCGCUCUCAUUUUCCCUUCUUGACAACAAAAAAUCCGGUAGAACCCAACAUAGACAACCACGUUGCUGAUCUCUACAAAAUGAUCGAUAAUUACGAGGUUUAG